Molecule: messenger RNA, 1446 nt
Organism: Arachis stenosperma
Lineage: Eukaryota; Viridiplantae; Streptophyta; Magnoliopsida; Fabales; Fabaceae
Product: putative disease resistance RPP13-like protein 3
Exons: 1
Coding region: 1-1446 (481 amino acids)
Biological process (GO): defense response to other organism
Molecular function (GO): ADP binding
Source: RefSeq, a predicted model, not a curated record
AUGGAAGCUCUCGGGUCAAAUAAUCAAAAGCAAGAUAAGGUAGUCGAGGAAGAUAUGGUGGGCUUUGUGAAUAUCUUCAACGAUGUAACUAAGCAGUUGAAGGAAAAUGACUCAUGUGUUGAUAUUAUCUCCAUAAUAGGCAUGGGUGGUUUGGGUAAGACUCCUCUCGCUAAAAAGAUUUACAACAAUAAUGAGGUGAAGAAGUUGUUCUCUUGUUGUCUGUGGGUUACUGUUUCUAAGGACUACAAAGCCAAGGAGCUUCUUCAAAGCCUUCUGAAAGGUUGUGGGUUAUCCAAGUCCAUUAAAGGCGAAGACAUAAGCGAGGAUGAUCAAAGGAGCAAGGUCCGGAAAUUCUUAGAGUCAGAGAAGUAUUUGAUAGUGCUUGACGACAUAUGGGAGCCUGAAGUUUGGGAUGAGGUAGAAUGCUUAUUUCCGGAUAACAAUAAUGGCAGUGCAAUAUUGAUAACUAGCCGUAAUGAUGGAGUGGCAAACUAUACAGGAUCAAAAUCUUACUACCCUCCAUUGCUAGAUAAAGAUGAAAGCUGGAAAUUAUUCUGCAAGAAGGUGUUUAAGGAAAGAGAGUGUCCUUCUGUUUUAGAACAUAUGGGUAGAUUAAUGGUCGAAAAAUGUGGAGGUUUACCACUUGCUAUUGUAACCUUAGCGGGAGUUGUUGCUAAGAAGAGGAGACUAACUGCUGAGUGGAUGAGAAUCAUGCGCAACGUCCUUUGGUAUAUUGACAAGGAUGAUGGCAGAGUAUCAAAUGUGUUAAAGCUCAGUUAUGAUAGCUUGCCUCAAAGAUUGAAGUCUUGUUUUCUGCUGUUGGGAGUGUUUCCCGAAAAUUAUAAAAUUAAUGUGAAACGAUUGAAACAAUUAUGGAUUGCUGAAGGGUUAAUACAACCACAAACAGAUGGUCCAGAAUUAGAAGAUAUUGCUGAAGACAACUUGAAUGAGUUGGUGGAUCGCAGCUUGGUGAUGGUGGCAAAAAGAAGGAGUGAUGGAGGAGUCAAAAGCUGCCGGAUUCAUGACCUUCUCCUUGAUCUUUGCAUAUCAGACAGUAGAGCUGAAAAAGGUAUACAGUUCUGCAGGGAGAAAGACAUUAGAUCCCUUGGCAACGUCAAAUCCUGUAGGUUGUCCCUCCGAGACAACGACUUCGAUUCAUUUAAUCAGUGUGAUCACUCCCGCAUCCAUUCUUUAAUGUGCUUUUGGGAUGGAUAUUAUCUAAACCGGUGGAUCAAUGUAAUGAGUUUCAAUUCAGCUCGCAUUUUGGACUUUGGAAAACCCACUUUUGGUUUAUCAUCACCAGCGGCCCAGAACUUGGGCACAUUCAUCCAUUUAAGAUACCUGAGACUAAAUGCAUUCCUCGAGACAUAUCCUGAUCUCAUUUGCGGCCUUGCGAAUCUAGAAACUCUAAUUGUUGAAAAAUUUGAAGAUGGGAACGUUUUUUGA